Messenger RNA from Sphenostylis stenocarpa, 342 nucleotides. NCBI's taxonomy places the organism in Eukaryota, Viridiplantae, Streptophyta, Magnoliopsida, Fabales, Fabaceae. The record is from the annotation of a GenBank genome assembly.
CUUGAUAGUGUCGUGAGAGCAAGAAACCUUAUUUUUUAUGGGAGAAAUAAUCAUCUCUCUUUUGAUGCAAAUGACUUAUUAUUGGUACCUGGCCUCACAAACAUCGAAUAUGGAUACCUUUGUGAGAUCAUGGGUCGUUUUAUUUGGGCUCCACAAAUAUUUAAUUGUGGUGCACCUGACACAGGUAAUAUGGAGGUAUUACUACAUUAUGGAAAUAAAGAGCAACUACAAGAAUGGCUAGUUUCUUUGGUUGAGGGGACGAUUAGGUUUGGAUUUGCUAUGACAGAACCACAACUUGCAUCUUCCGAUGCAACCAAUAUUGAAUGUUCUAUUACAAGGUAG